Myzus persicae (green peach aphid) is the source of this 918-nucleotide messenger RNA. Its product is annotated as stress-associated endoplasmic reticulum protein 2. The transcript has 3 exons. Gene Ontology annotation, cellular component: endoplasmic reticulum. NCBI's taxonomy places the organism in Eukaryota, Metazoa, Arthropoda, Insecta, Hemiptera, Aphididae. The coding region runs from base 329 to 523 and encodes 64 amino acids. The record is from RefSeq and is a predicted model, not a curated record. Gene Ontology annotation, biological process: endoplasmic reticulum unfolded protein response.
UGCCAACGCGGACCGCACCACGACGACGACCGCCACUGACUGCCACCCGCCUUACAAAGUUACGAGUUACGCGGCAUAGUACAAACGUACAGUACAGUCAACCGACAAUCAGUAUUGUCGUACUAAACUGCUAACGGUUCUUAUUUAACAUUCACUAUUUUACUCCGCCAACGUCCACCGCUAGUUAAGACACGUCAGUGGUUAUUACUCAGUGCACGUCGACGGUUCUUUACUACUAUUUGCUAUUGUAGAGCAUCAGUUGCCGUUGCCACGUAUCCACGUACAUUUUGCAAUAACCAAUAUCCACCGAUCGUUCGAUACGUGAAUAAUGGCACCUAAACAGAGGAUGAGGAUCGCCAACGAGAAGGCCAGCAAAAACAUCACUCAGCGGGGCAACGUCCCCAAAUCGACGAAAUCGGAGAAAAACAAAACACCUGUUAGUCCGUGGCUGCUGGCCCUAUUUUUAUUUGUUGUGUGCGGAUCUGUUAUAUUUCAACUCAUACAAAGCAUAAGAAGUGCAUGAUUACCAAUUCUCGUUGCUACUACAAUUCAUAUUUUCAUCAACAUUCUGCAUCUCAAAAUAUUAUUCCCUUCAAUGUAUUUUUUUUAAAUUGUGUUAUAAUGUCUGGUACAUAAUUAUUCUUUAUUAUAAUUUCAUUCUUACAUGAUAUUUUGUUUUUUUUUUUUUAAAUGAAACAUUAAUUAUUGGUACCAACAUUAUUUUUUCUUUUAAACAUAUUAUAUUAUAUCAUGCGAUUUAUACUUCAUAAUUCCUUUUGUGAAAUGUAAAAAAUUAUUGUUGUAACAGCAAACCUCAAUUUCUUUAUACGUUAUUAAUUAUAUUUUUUUAUCAAUGCUAAUUGAAACACUUGUAUAUAUAUAAUAAAUUGAAACUAAAUGUUAAAUGAGCUCCUCAAA